This is a messenger RNA of Lymnaea stagnalis (great pond snail), 6411 nucleotides long. Lineage: Eukaryota; Metazoa; Mollusca; Gastropoda; Lymnaeidae. The record is from the annotation of a GenBank genome assembly.
UUUCUAAUUACAGUUACUUUCGUUUUUCAUGGCCAUGGUAUAAGAACUAUUAUUAGGCUAUAAUAAGGCUAAUACUAAUACUAGACUAAUGGUUCACUAUCUUAAUUAGGCCUACAUAUCAUGUUUUAUCAUCUUAUUAGGUCAAGCAAGUCUACAUACUAGAAAUGCAUGAAGACGCAGCUGAAGAUAAGAAAACAAAAAUUUUAUGUGUUGGAAUGGCCUGUGUUGAUUUUAUAAAUGUUGUCAAAGAAUUUCCAAAAGAAGAUUCAGAUCAGAGGUGCUUAGUUACAUCUUAUUACUAAGUACCUCAUGCCUUUGAUUUAUCAAUGUUGUUAUAAAUUAUUUAAAACUUUUGGAGCAAAGUCACAUACAAAUAUAUGGCAACGUGUAUGAGUAUGAUUAUGACUAGUUACAGUUUGGGCUUUGGCCAGCUUUGCAUUUUUGCUUUUGAUCAUGGUGGUUUUGGAGGACAAACUUGAUUUGAUGUCAUUUUUCAUUUUAACGUCACUACAAAAUGAAAGAAUCCUAAUUAUUUCCUCCUUAUGGCCCAUUGGCAGCUGUACUCAACUGUACUGUUAUUAAAUUAAAUACAUUAGUUUAAGUCAUUGUUGCUUUAUUAAUUAUUACUACAAAUUUUAGUAAAAAUAAAUAAAGCUUUAUUGGUAUUAUUAUUAUAAUUAUACUACUUUACAUUAAGUCAAUGUAGAACCUAUAACUUGUAUAACACUCCUGAAUCUAAGUUAACCCACAAGGGCAAUGCAUAAAAAUUUUUUUUUUUUUCUCAGUAUUUUAAUUCUAUAAAAGAUCACACUUAUCAGGUCAUUGUGGUAAAUAACAAAUAAUUACUUGAGACUUGAGGUGUAAAACCUUACAAAAUUCAAAUCCAAAUAUUUCUUAUUCUUAGCAUAUUAUAUAAAAAAGAAUUUAAUGCAAUCUUAAUCUAAUAGCAAUAUAGUUAUAAUUAAAUUCUACCCUAUGUGGUUUAAAUAUAUAAUAUAUUGUUUCAAAUCAUUUUCUUUUUUUUAUAAAUUUUGUCAUACUCCAUAAUGUGGAUUUAUUUUUCUCAUCUCAUCUUAUUUCUUAAAUGCAGUUUUAUUAGAAAUACUUUCCAGGAUAUUGAACUAUUACUGGCAGAGGGGAGGGAAUGCCAGCAAUAACUGCACUGUUCUGUCCUUGUUGUCAGUCCCUUGUGAAUUUAUGGGUGUGCUGGGAACUCAAGGUGCAGAGGCUGAGUAUGAAACAAUUGGAAUAGUUGUAAAUUAAUAAAUAAUUUUAGUUUAUACUAAAUUAAUUUCAUAUGUUCUUAAAAACAAGUUAUGAUUCAAAGAUAGAUAACCAUAUCAAAGAGUUUUCUUAUAAGUUCUGAUUACCAGUACUCUGAUGUUAAAAUGAGUGGGAUACAUUUAAAAUUCAUUUUCUGAUUAUGGAGUAAUAAAAGGAAAAAAUUAAAAAAGACAAAUAAAGGAAUACCAUCAUUAAACUGUUGCACUUGACCUAGGGCCGGGGAUGCAAUAAAUAAACUAUUUAUUAUUCAGCUGUAUGUUGGCUUGAAUAUACUAAUAUGUCAGAAUUGGAUUGUUAAUUUGAUUAAUUGGGAUUGUUUUUCCAAUCCAUAAAUAGAUGGAUUAAAAGUGACUUUCAAGACUUAAGAAUUGACAUAAGCCAUUGUGAAGUAAAAGAUGUUCAUUGUCCUGUGGCCACUGUCAUACUAAACCAAGCCUCAGGUACCAGAACUAUUUUAUUCUAUCCAAGGUAAAUAAAUUACUUUAUUGAAUUCAUUCCUCUACACUUGAAGUUAAAUCACUUUAAAAUAUUUCAUAUAGAAAUUAGAGCAGGGACCCCAAAAAACCUGACCCACAUGCUGCAGUUUUUCUGGUUCUUUUGUGAAGCUUUGCGUCCCUUAGACUUAGAUAAGAUAAGAUUAGAUUCUUUUAUUGAUCCAAAUAAAUGGAAAUGAUUUUUGAUUGCAUUAUACAUUUUCAGCACAUAAAUUUGAACACAAGACAUUUACCGGGUAUAAUAAAUUAUUUCUAACAGCCAUUCAGUGAGUUCUCUUAGCAAAAUCGGGGACUUAUUAGUUCUCAUUCAGAUGUGUGACUUCAGAGGAAGCACGCCGGUAAAUUUGUACAGAUAUGGGAACAAAAGAAUUUUUAUAUCGGUCAGUCCUCGCCCUGAUGGAAUGAAUUCGUCCCGAACGACCCGAUCUUAAGUAUCUAGGAUGAAGAGGGUGGGAUGUAUCAUCCAAAAUGUGUUUAGUUUUGCAAAAACAUCUUUCUUCAAAUAGUUCUUCAAGUGAAUUAAUGUUUAGUUAGUGUUAUGUUUCUAGCUUUCUUGAUUAGUCGAUUUAUGUAGUGUUUAAUAUCAGACGUUGAAAUUCCACACCAGCAGGAAAUACUGAAAUUAAGUAGGCUUCCAAUAGUUGCAAUAUAAAAUAAGUUAACGAGUUGCUUGUUUACGCCAAAAUUGUACAGUUUUUUGAGGUAGAACAGUCUUUGGUUGACUUUCUUAUUUAGGAUUUGGCCGUGCUCAUGCCAUGUUAGCUUAUUAUUAAUGGUGACACCUAAGUACUUGUAUGCCUCCACUUUCUCUACACUUUGAUUUUUUAUGUUGAGAUCUGUAAUCGGGUGUUUCCCCCUCCUGAAAUUAGCUUAUCAAUGUGGCCUUGUCACACUUAGGGUUGGGAAACGUUGAUUUCAAUACUUUAUUUUGUGCGAUCUAUAUUGACAUUUACCUAUAACAUUCUUUUAAUUCAGAGAUAGGCCUGAGCUGUCUCAUGAAAAUUUCCAGAGGAGUUUUUGUUCUGACUUCUCACCAUACUUUUGGAUUCAUUUUGGGGUAAAAAUAUAUGUCCUUAGUGGAGGAAGAAAUUUAUCAUUUGAUCAAAAUUUAAUCUAAUAUCAUCAUUAUUAUUUGAUCAAAAUCUAAAGUCUACAUUAAAAUUUUAUCAGAAUCUAAUGUCUACAUUAACAUUUGAUAAGAAUCUAAUAUCUACUUUAUAAUUUGAUCAGAAUCUAAUGUCUUCUUUAUCAUUUGAAUAUAAUCUAAUGUCUACUAUAAUAUGUGAUGAGAAUCUAAUGUCUAUUUAAAUGUAUACUAAUGACAGACUGAUGAAACAUUACUGUUCAAAUCCUUAAGAUAUGCAGCAAUGUCAGUGACAUCUCGUCUAUGAUAGAUGACAUCAUUCAAUACAAAUCAGAUAAAAAACAUAGAAGAGCACUUAAUGAGUUGAAGAGUGAACCGAUUGUGUCAGUUGAAGUGGAAAAACCUGAGCUUACGGAUGCAGGUUUUGACAUUUUUCAUCCUUUGUCAGCUAAAGCAAUUUUUUUUAAGUUUUAAAUAAUGAAUGACAAUAAAGGAAGGGGCAUAAUGAUUUUUUUCAAUAUAACUCGAAUAAUUGGCGUGGUGUCAAUCCUAAGAGGCUGUGGUAAUAUUUUAUGCCUACAAAUCAUGUUAAGCAUACAAGGGUAGUUUUCUCUUGUGGAUAUGUCAUAGCCUGACAAUUGAAAUAACAAAAUAUCAUUUUCUGUUGCUGAAAUUAUAUUUUACCUAUCGUCAAAGAAUUUCCAAAAAUCUCUUGCUCCUUCCUGAAAAGUUGAGCUCCAUAAAUUAAGUUACUCUGAAAUUCCUAAAAUGGGCUAUUUAUAAAAAGAACUUACAACGAUACUUAUCCUUCCUAUACAACACUUAAAAGAUAUGAGGGUGAAAUUAAAUGUUAUAAAUUAUAAAAAAUAUGAAGCAAAAUAAAAUUUGUUAUAAAAGUUUUAUGUGGGUAAGAUGAAAUAUUAUGCUAACAAGAGUCUUUAUUGAAAUUUCUUUAUUUUAUUCCACAAGAGAUUGUUAUGAAGAAGGCUGACAUUGUGUUCAUUAGUAAAGAUUAUGCCAGCAGUAAAGGUUACUUUGAUCCCAUCCGUGCUGUGAAGGAACUUUACCAAACAUGUAGACAUAAGUACGAAACUUUUCAUGUCAUUAUGUUGUUGUCCAUAUGUUUAUUAUUUUAAUGAGAAAUAAAUCAAAGUCUUGUGUUAACUCUUACUCUGUGGAUCAACGCUCCGAUCGUUGAUUUUAAAUGAAGUUUUUUUGGGAUUGGCGAUCGUCGAUGCAUAAAAACCAGUUUGUUUUGUUUCCUUUCUUAGCUAUUAGUUUUAAAUUACUUUCAAUCGAAUCUAGAAAUAGUUCCCUUUCAUAAACAUUCAGAUUGUAUUAUUUUCAACGAGUUUUGACAGAAAAUUAAGUGUUUUGAUCAUCUCCUUUAUUUUUGUUUACAAACGUGAAAUCUCGACCUGGACCAUCUAGCGAUCAAUCUAAUACUAAUAAAGGUAGAAAAUAUUACAUUGAUGAUGAUUUCAGAUGCAGAGACUGAUUCUGUGGAAUCAUAUAAUCCUAGUAAUAGUAGUAUUUGUACUAGUGACGAAAGAAAUAAUGAAUUGAUAAUUCAUCAGCUGAUGAACAAACAGCCCGGCCCCCAGCUAAAGUGCCUUCUAUAAGAGCUAAUAAUGUUCCUAAUAUAAAUAAUGUAGAAUCUAAUAGAAAAGCUGCUGAUCUUAGCACUAAGACUGAGUGCAGUUUCAGAUUUUUAACUUUGUAAAAUGUAGAUGUAAAUUUGGAGAUUGUAUUGUGACUAGAAAGUCAAAUGAACUUGACUGGUUUUUUUUACUUUGCUAGACACUCACAUUAUUCACAAACUUUUAUUCUCAAUAAAUGAGUAAGCUUUCUACAGAAUUAAAAUCAACACUCCAACAUGCAAGAGAUUUAUUUUUAGAGACUGGCAAGCUGUCAAUAAUUAUGAGACCUACAAAUUUCUAGCACUAACAACAAUGAUGACAAUGAACUCUCAUCCAUUUGUGCAUAACAACUAUGCAAAAUAGAGAUUUCAGUCAGAAUAAGGAAAAUAAUCCCGGAGACAAAGAGUUAACAGACUUUCCAAUGUUAACAAAAUCAAAUUGCCAAUGUUAACAAAAUCAAAGUCUUGUGUUAACGGACUUGCCAAUGAUAACAACAGUCGAAGUCAUAAUGCACGUUAGUUUUCAUUGUUGCUCUCAUAAUACAUUUAAAAAAAACAGAAAUUGUUAAUAUUUUCUAUUUUUUCUCUAACAUCAUGACAUAAUAGGAAGGGUAAUGAAUUCAGUUGCAGAUUUUUAUGUGAGAAAAGAUAUGUGGCUUGAUAUAUUAAUUACGGCUCUCAUAAUUUGUGUAUCCACUUCAUAUCAGUAUCAGAACACGUUAAAGUUCUCAAUGUCUGUAAUUAAACUUGAUUUUAUUUGUUUAAAUCUCUUAUUUUUCUCCAGCGCAGUUCUUGUUUGUCCAUGGGGUGAGAAGGGAGCCGCAGCUUAUCUUAACCACAGCAUUGUUACAUCACCAGCGCUGAGUGACAUCACUGUCAUCGACAGCCUCGGAGCAGGGGAUACAUUUGUAGCAGGAUUCAUGGCCAGAUUAUGGAAAAACAAUUUCACGAUAGCCUCACAGGAUUCUAAAAAUGACAGUGAGACUUUGGGUGUGAUUAAAGAUGCACUUGACUUUAGCUGUGCACUAGCAGGACAAAAGUGUUCAAUGUUUGGCUAUACUGGCUUGAAAAGUUAUAAAUAAAAACAUAAAAUAUUUAAAUUAUUGAAGAUCUUCAUUUAUUUGAAAAUUGUUUAUCUGUGUUCAUUUACUUGUAGAUAUUUAUCAAUAUUUAAGAAUUUUGAGUUAUUCCUUGCGACUAAAUAAAUUUUAUUUACUUCUUUUAUUACUUUAGACUAAGUCAAAAUUUCUCAAAGUUCUGCUCAUCCAGAAGCCGAAGUUUUAUAUUUUAAUCAUCUAACGUUUGGCAAAUCUUAAAAUUAUCUUAACUAAAACAUUUAUAGAUUGAAAGCGAAUUAAAAAUAAACAUGCUUACUUACACAGAUCCAGAUUAUGAGAUUUAAGUUUACUGUUAAUUGUUGUACUGAUGAAGGCGACGGCCGAAACAAUCAAAUUUGUAUUUUGUGGUAUGAUCAUUGAAGCUUAUAAAGACCGUUUCAUUUACACUGAUUGUUUGUGUCCCAGUGUCCUAAUUAAAGGCUUCACUGAUAAAACUUUUAUAUAUGAUCACACAGAUCAUCAAGUGCAAUAAUUUUAAAAUGAGAAAUGUUUUUUUUAGACAAGAAUUUGUUAAAGCUUGUUUGAUAUAUUGGUUAGGGCACUAUGAUUACUAUGAAGGUUAUUUAGGGCAUUGUGCUGGUUGUCCCCCAAUGUUGAUCCCCAAUCUAGCCAAUUUUUCCUCUUUAAUUUCUUUUGUUAGUAAAUAUCAGAGCUAGUAAGAUCUUCUUAAUUUGAAAACAAUGUUCAUUUGCAAAAGGUUAUAGUAUCUUGCAGUAAGAAAAUGUUUGAUCUUAUUUGUUGCAAAAUGACAUUUCCCUCAACUUAACUUGAAAUACAGGUAUUAUUAUGCAC